Peronospora farinosa is the source of this 2091-nucleotide messenger RNA. NCBI's taxonomy places the organism in Eukaryota, Oomycota, Peronosporomycetes, Peronosporales, Peronosporaceae. The record is from the annotation of a GenBank genome assembly.
AUGCGCCUUCCUUUGGCGUUUUUGUUACCGCUAGCGGUCGUAACGACGCAGGUGCAAGGGGCUGAGGCCGCGAAUGGAUCACUACCUACGUGGCUUGCGUACGUUACUGGUGGAUUACUGGUCAUUAUUAUAGUGUACUACUGCUGCCGUCGCGCACGUUUUGAUGAGAAUUUGCAGCAGCCGUUACUGGGUGGUCAAUACACAGAGGAUGGACAGCCCAUGACGCGCCAAGACGUGCAGGAAUCGAACGAUGAGGUGAGUACCCAGUGGCAGUGUGAAGUGUGUGACUUUCACAACAAGAGUUCAGCCAAGGCGUGUGUUCUCUGUGGUACGGAACGCGGCUUUAGUUUGGGUCUUAACUCCCCCGUGCGGCCUGCAAAUACUGGACCCGUGGCUGUUGAGACGGAUCUUCCAAGAGAAAGGAGUUUUAAUCGAACUCGUUCUUUUGCUAUUCGACGGCUGAAUAUGCUUAAUUCUCGUCAACGAGGAGCCAGGAACCGCCAGGAUUGGGUACGCAAGGUCGGUAUUGACGGCAAACGCUAUUGGGCCAAGAGAGAUGUGCCGUUUUUAUUGGGAAAUACAAAGCCUAAAGUGGACGACAAAGCAGUAACUGGAGACGAUGAAAAUGUUAACAAGAAACUUAGUCUUCGAAUUAACAUUUCAGCCACUGACGCUGACAUGCUAUCGCCUAAGAGCGCUGGUGUUGAUAUGGCGACUGCAACGUCCACAGCUUCGACGGUUUCGUCAGUGGCAGAUCCCGACAAAGAGCUCGUGCAGCAACAGUCCCUGGCUUUUGUGUCGCAAUUGGCUCAGACCCCUCGGCAUCCGGAGGGUCGUAUGACUUUUAAAGAGUAUCGCGAAGUGGACGCUCGUGUGGCAUCUCGGGGCUAUGAAAUUUCAGAACAGGACCUGGAGAUUCUCGAACAGGUGGCGGCGUUGCCGUUUAAGGACAAAUACGCUUGGUUUCUUGAACAGACGUCGGCUUUGAUAAAACCGUGGGAAGAUGGGCACUUGAAGAUGCGCGUGCACCGUGAAAAUAUAUUGGUGGAAUCUAUGGAGCAGUUGCUAGGUGUGCAGAUGGAGCACAUACACAUGCCGCUUCGUAUUGAGUUCAUUGGUGAAGUAGCUAUUGAUGCAGGUGGACUGGAGCGCGAGUGGUUCUCACUCGUGACGGAGCGUUUGUUCGAUGAAACGAUUGGUCUGUUCAUGUGUGCGCAUGUGGACUCGCUGGCUUAUGUUAUCAACCCGAAUUCCGUCGAAGCCUCGGCUGAUCACCUGCUAUACUUCCGAGGGGCGGGUCGGCUGCUAGGUCGUGCUUUGCUGGAAGGUCAAUUGAUGAAGGCUCACUUGGCGCUUCCUGUAUUGAAACAUUUGCUUGGCGUCCCCAUUUCGUUCAGUGAUCUGGAGUUUUUUGACCAGGAAGUGCACAACUCGCUUAAGUGGAUGAAAGAGAAUUUUGGUGUGGAUGCACUCGGUCUGGACUUUACAGUCACUAAUCGUAAAUUAAAUGGUGAGGUGGAAACUAUCGAGUUGAAGGAAGGCGGCAAGGAUAUUGACCUGACAGACGAGAACAAGCAGGAGUACAUCUAUCUGCGUCUGCGCUACAUUAUGCUGGAUUCGUAUGCUGAACAACUACAGCAUCUCAUGGCUGGCGUAUUCGAGGUUAUUCCGCAAGAAUUGAUUCUCGUGUUUGACUACCAGGAGCUGGAGCUAGUGCUGUGUGGUGUGCCAUCCAUUGAUGUGGAUGACUGGAAAGCGCACACCCAGGUCUCAGAUGAGCUGCCUGAGGAUUUACUAUCGUGGUUCUGGGAAACUGUUGAAGCGUUUACGGACGAGGAGCGCGCGCGUUUACUACAGUUUACGACGGGUUCGUCGCGUGUGCCCGUGCAGGGUUUUAAGGCACUUACGAGUUACGACGGGCGCAUUUGCCACUUUACGCUGAAGGCCGUGACUUUCCCGGAAAAUGCCUAUCCGCGGGCGCACACAUGCUUUAACCGCAUCGAUUUGCCGCUGUACAAGUCGAAGAAAGAGCUGGAGGAGGUGCUGUCGCUAGUGAUAAAUAUGGAAGUCACGGGUUUCACAGACGAGUAA